Messenger RNA from Colletotrichum spaethianum, 474 nucleotides. RefSeq lists its product as uncharacterized. The transcript has 2 exons. The coding region runs from base 1 to 474 and encodes 157 amino acids. NCBI's taxonomy places the organism in Eukaryota, Fungi, Ascomycota, Sordariomycetes, Glomerellales, Glomerellaceae. The record is from RefSeq and is a predicted model, not a curated record.
AUGGAAGUGAUAGGCGCGGUAGCAAGCUUUAUCGCUAUCGGCCAGGCUCUGAUCGCUGGACGCCAUGUCAUCGAUGUUCUUCGAGCAAUCCCCGGCAUCGGAAACGAGCUGGCCUGGCUCAACAACGAAAUUGAAACCCUUCGACUAGUGGUUGAAGAAGCAGAUAUGCGGGGAACGAGCACCGAUCAAUCCCUGCCUGAGACGCCGUUGCUGAAGAGAGCCAGGCUCCAGCUCGGUGAAAUUGUCUCAGAGCUCGAGCAGGUCCACGAGAACUGUGUCCGAGCUGUCAAAGAGGAUGGCAAGGUCAAGCCAAAGAAAACGAAGUGGUUUCUGCAACAAAAUAGGCUAUCUGAAUGUCGCGAGAAGGCGCGUGAUGCCCGCGCAAAUCUCCUCGCUGCUUUACAAACAUUGCAGCUCAGGGAAGCCAAAGAAACCAAGUAUGAGGCGCAGGAGAAGAGACCGACGACAUCAUAA